GAAUGAUCCGUCAGUCUGAUUACAAAAUCCGCCCUGACCGACCGCAUUUAAGUCGUUGCAGGGGAAUCAUCAUCGGAGAAUCAUCAUCGGAGAAUCAUCAUCGUCGUCACCGUCCGACAACAUCGUACAUUGCUGGCCAGAACUCUUCUCCGGCUACUAGUGCUGGCAAUGUGUUGUGCUGCGCGCUAGGUCGUGCGUCGGCGAAGAGGAUAUGACGGGCCAAGCGCCGGACCGCGCUGAUGCUGAGAUGGCGGAGGUGGAGGCGGCCUCGCAGCAGCUCUCUCGCGGCGGAGAGGACGCCGCCAGGGAGAUGCUGGCGACGGCUCGCCAGCUCAUCGACCAGGGGAAGCCCUCUCAGGCCCUCCAGGCGGUGGUAAUGGCAACAAGGGCUAAAGGUGGGGACGAGGCUGUGUGUCUGUUCCUUCAGCGGGCUCGUGACCUAUAUCGGACAAGAAUUCAAUCGAAUGCUGCCAUUGAUCAGCUGGCCUCCUUGUUCGCUGAGUGCGCCAUAGCUGAAGCAGAGCCUCAGAACGGUGAGCCUUUACCAGAAACUAUGGCAUCCAACCCAUCCAUGGAUCCAGAUGCUCAAAGGGGCUCUAUUUUGGCUGAAACUGGGAGAGUCCAGGUUGUGCUCGAUGCAUUUGCUGAUGGGAGCAGUUUCAUCUGCUUGCAAUGUGGGGGCCUUGUUAGCGUACAUCGAAAAGACGAGCAUUAUGCCUACUGGUGUGGGUAGGUGAUGAAUCCUAGACGACUUGAUCUGAAACUCAUUCAUCAGCUUAUGGCGUGAUAUGAUGACCCACUCUGCUUAUAUUUCCUCAUCGAUGCAUUCUCGAGUCCCUAUUGACUCAACUUCAAGGGAAGAUUGUAUGCAUCGGAUAGGGUUUGUGAAGUUGUCCUGCAUUGGAUCAGUAUAGACAACCGAGUGAGCUGGCGAACUUGAUGCCAUGCUAUUGUAAUGCACAUACAUGUAUUAUUAUAAGCGAGUGUCCAAGGAAACUGGAAGACACGAUUGCUCAUGGGAAGUUCAUGAUAUUGUGACAAAAUAUUUAUCGAAUAUUAUUCAUUCGCUUUGGAUGAGUAUUCA
Molecule: messenger RNA, 1084 nt
Organism: Punica granatum (pomegranate)
Lineage: Eukaryota; Viridiplantae; Streptophyta; Magnoliopsida; Myrtales; Lythraceae
Source: RefSeq, a predicted model, not a curated record